Molecule: messenger RNA, 669 nt
Organism: Arabidopsis arenosa
Lineage: Eukaryota; Viridiplantae; Streptophyta; Magnoliopsida; Brassicales; Brassicaceae
Source: the annotation of a GenBank genome assembly
GUUUCUUGAUUCUGUCUUCUCUUCUAAUCAAAAGUUCAAAUCUUUUGGACAAACCAAGAAAUGGAAGAUCGAAGCAGGUGAAAAUGACGAGAAGGAGAGACGGUAACAAGGGUUCCUUUCAAGGAGAUGGUUAGAACGGCGUCGUUUGGAACCAGCUCAAGCUUUGUACUUCGUCUUGGGCAAACUCUGUUUUCCUCUGCCUCGCUUCUUUUCAUGUGCUUUAACGAUGACGAAGAUUUCUACGCUUACACUGCCUUCUGUUAUUUAGUCACAGUCAUGGGUUUAGUGACACCUUGGAGCGUGGCGUUAGCCCUAAUGGAAGCUUACUCAAUCAUCCUCCAAAAACUUCCAAUGCAAGCAACAGUUAUAUCUGUCAUCGUCGCUGGAGAUUUUGUAAGUUUUGUCGUUUUUGUCUUUGGGAGGUGCAUGCUCGACCGUGAGCGUGGCCGUACUUUUGAUCGGCGCCGGAGAGAAGCAAUGUGAUCUGUAUAAGUUAUCGGCGACAAUGGCGUUUUUGUCUUCGUUUCUUUCAUUUGCUUCCACUUUAUUUAAUUUUCGUCUUCUCCCUUCUCUAAUGUCUCACUAAUUAGAUUUCAUUUCACCAGUCUAUGGUUAUAUAAUUAUAUUCUUCCUUUUGUAUUUGUUGCAGAAUAAUUUUCCUUUGCUUCG